UUGUUUUACGUGGUAAACCUGAAAUAAUUGGCUGUGGCGAGAUUAACGACACAUUGACGCGAUCUAGUCCCCCCAAUAAAACCUCUUGUAUAAUCAUGUGAUGAAUGGAUUCGUCCAACACGCUCCACCCCCACCGCCUGCUGAUUUAAUGGUACGGUCCGACCCGGAAGUGGUCCACGUCGCCCGGGGUGCGCGAGGGAGCUCCCUUGGCGCUGCUUCAUCCACUGCUGGACGGCGGCCUCCUCCACUCCCCCCACGCGUUGGGAGAGAGGGGUUGUUUGGCCAUACUUCACCACUCCGGCCGUCUCGAUGGGAGUUCCCCGCCGGCUGCUGCGCCGUCUGCGCCGCUGGGCGCGCCGCGGCUCGCGCCGCCGCCUCCGCUCGCUGCUGCGGCGCCACCCGGAGAUCUGCGGGGCGGGGGCCGGGGGGAGCUCGGCGGCGGGGGCGGCCCUGAUCUCGGCGAGCCGCCGGGGCCACGCGUCCGUGGUGCGGCUUCUACUGCGCCGCGGCGUGGAUGGGGCGGCGGCGAGGGGACGCGGCGGGGAGACGGCGGCGCACGCAGUGGUGCACAGGGCGCUGAGACGGCCCACGGACAAGGGCUGCCUCCGCGUGAUCGCCGUGCUGCGCAAGUACUGCCCGGACUGCCUCCAGGUGCGCAACCUGGACGGCAUCACCGCAGCACACCUCCUGGCUCGCCUGCCUCACCAGGACGGGCUUGCGGAGCAGCGGGAGGAGGCGGUGUCGCUGGUGGGGGCCGUGCUGGGCGAGCGUGGGGGUUGGGGCUCCGAGGAGGAGGGGCCGUGGGGAAGCCGCGGGGAGGACUCCGCGUGGCUGCGCCGCGUGCGGGACGAGUGUGAGGACGAGUACAACUCUGCCUGGGGGCGCUACGAGGGCGACUUCGAGGCGGCGGACGGCAACGGCUCCGAGCCCGAGACCUUCGAGGGCUGGGUUCAGCGCCUGGCCCGGGAGCAGCGCGAGCGCUGCCGCCCGGGCCCCAGCGCCGCCGAGCUCCGGCGCCGGCGGCUCCGCGAGGAGAGCGAGCGGCGCGAGGAGCGCUGGCGGCAGGAGCUGCGAGCGACGCUCGCCACGGAGCGCUCGGAGCGCCAGCGGCGCGCAGCCGCGGCCUCCUCCGCCGCGGCCGACGCCGCCGCCGCCGCCAAGGAGUCGUACGAGCGCCGGCUGCUGGCCGCGGCGGAGAAGCUGGCGCGGUCGGCCGAGCGCGCUGCCGAUUCUGCCGGAGGCGGUGCGCAGCGGCAGGGGGAGCUGCGGUACGAUGACAUCCCGUGGCCGGCGCCGCACGGCACCGCCGAGGAGAUGGCGGCGGUGCUGGCGCACGGCGUGGACCGGACGGAGGAGGGAGGUGCCCCCUACAGGCGCCACCUACGCCGCCAGCUCGUGUUGUGGCACCCGGACAAGUUCGAACAGCGGUUUGGCGCAAGGCUGCACGUGGCCGAGCGGGAGGGCGUCCUGCGCACCGUCAAGGAGCUGUCGCAGGCACUCAACAGGCUCAUGGGGGGCAUCGCCACGUGAUAGCGGUGGUGGCGAUGGUGAUGAGGAAGAUGGUGGUAACGGUGGAAGUGAUGGUGGUGAUGAUGGUAGUGGUGAUGAUGAAGUCGGUGGUGGUGAUGAUGAUGAUGAAGGUGAUGAU
This is a messenger RNA of Petromyzon marinus (sea lamprey), 1648 nucleotides long. It is a transcript of the gene NFKBIL1, whose product is annotated as NFKB inhibitor like 1. Gene Ontology annotation, biological process: negative regulation of canonical NF-kappaB signal transduction. The record is from RefSeq and is a predicted model, not a curated record. NCBI's taxonomy places the organism in Eukaryota, Metazoa, Chordata, Hyperoartia, Petromyzontiformes, Petromyzontidae.